AUGUUGGGAUCGGUGGAGCAAGGGAUCGCCAAGAUGGCGGGACUAGAGCGGAGCUGGAGGAAACGAUGGGAGCGCGCCAAGGCUCCUCUCGCAGCCAUGCUGAGCCUACGAGCGGAGAUGCUGGCGGAGAUACGAGAGGAGAUGGAGCGAAGGGAAGAAGAUGUCCUGGUGGGUUGCUUCCACGAAGAAGAGAGAUGGGAUCAAGGUAUCGGAGAGAAGGAAAGAGGCAGGACUGACCCAGAUCUCGGGAUCGAAGGAGCAGAUCGGUCAUUUGAGGAGGAAGCCAGAGACAUGGUCGAUCAGCUGCUUGCUCAGAAGAAAGUCUACGAAGACACUGCUGAGCGCCUUGGAAUCGAUGCGCAACCUGAUGGUCAGUCAGCAACGGGAAAGGACAGCGACCUUGUAUGGAGACCGACGGAUGAGCGAUGCCGCAUGAUGCGCAAGAAGGAGAUGCAUCCCUUCGCUCCAUCUCCUCCAGCCGCAGGUCACACGGACGCAUAUGGCGGUACCGCUGGUGCUGAAGAUGAAGGGGUGGCGCCAAAUCAAGACAAGGAGGCCAUGACGCCACAACUGUCAUGCUCCUUGUGCCCUCCCCCUGGAUCGUCUCGAACGAGGGAGAGGAUACGACAGAAGCUCUUGGACCUCGAUGAAAGUUUGCGAUCAACCCGGCGAGAAAUCGACAUGGAGCAGGGCGAGCUGCUCGCUCCUUCCAACACGUCCCCCAGCUUCUUGAGAGGACGCGCGAAUUCACGAUCAAGCGCUGCAGGUAAGUCCGAGCACUCGAUGCUGGUGCGGAAUGAGGAGAGCGUUCGGAGUGUUUGUGCGGAUGAGGAGGGAGAAGAAGAUCUCUUGCUGGACAUGGAGAAGACUCUGUCGGAGUACUGCGAUGAGAUGUCUGGGUUGCGAGGACGCGUGCAGUCGCUGUUGGUAGAGAGGAGAAGCUUCCUAGGCCUCUCCGACGUUCUUCGUGACAAGAACAGACAGCUCGAGCUCGAGCGGCGGCGCUUGCAGUCGAUGCUCGAUGGCGAGCGGAGCAAGGUGCAAGCAGCAGCUGACAGGCAGUCGAGUGUCAGAGAAGCUGAGGAGGAGCUGGGGGAGUCGCGGAAGCUCAAGGUCUGCUGCUCGCGAGGCGAAUCGCUGGCGUCAUCGACCUUCUGCAAGGAGCGAACCCAAGCCGAAGGAUGCGCGACGUGA
Messenger RNA from Guillardia theta CCMP2712, 1194 nucleotides. RefSeq lists its product as hypothetical. The record is from RefSeq and is a predicted model, not a curated record. Bases 1 to 1194 code for a protein of 397 amino acids. NCBI's taxonomy places the organism in Eukaryota, Cryptophyceae, Pyrenomonadales, Geminigeraceae. The transcript has 7 exons.